AUGAAGACCCAUCACAUUGCUUUGGGGGCAUUCCUUGUCAAUUGUUCCGUCGUUUUGUGGUACUCCAUUCAUCCUCGUGAUGUGCAGAACGGCGAAACGCCAACCUUGGGGGAGGCCACACAAGCCUUCUUUGACCGUGAACAAUGUUUCGACAUUGAUAAUCGAGAUCUCGAUGAGUGCCAAGUCGAAAAGUUUCCAACAAUGUUGCCUCCAGGCCUUCACCCCUACGCUCAGCAUCACGACACUGACGAGGAAGCAACAGCAGAAGAUAUGGGAGAAGACCCCAUGCUUGACCAAAUGCCAACGGCCGAUUUCAAAGCCUACAAGCGUCAAGACAUUUCUUCCAUGUAUCAAGAACUACCUGGAACUAGAAUCGAACGCACCCCCAAGUUCCAAGGACUCGCCGCCAAGAUGGUCAACAUGAGUCCUCAACGCUUGGACUUGACGUAUGACAAUGGAGAAGGACCUCCCGGAAGUAUUUUGGCACACGUUGGGCCAUUUGAAAGCGGAGGCACCUCAACAUAUCCCAAUCAUAUGUUUUACUUUGUGAAACCAAAGACCAGGGAAGUUGUUUGCUCCAUGAGGAUUCGCAAAGGAACCUCUGUCUACUACUGCGAUCCGUUCGUCGAUACAGACAAGGAGGAUCCUUCGGCUGGGGUUCUGUGGGGUCCUCCAAGAUCAAUGGAUACCCUGAUGGAACAGGAAAGAGAUCUUUACAACGCUGCUCUAUACAAUCGUGAAUUUGGAAGUCUCUACGAGGACUUUACCGGUUCACCAUGGUAUGGACAGUUUCCACAGGAACCGCCAAGACACCACAUGCAUCGAGCUGAAUACUUUGGUCAAGAGCAUACUGUUACAUCUGCUGAAUCUCACUUUACUAGCCUUCCACCAGAUGAUGAAUUGUACCAUGAGCUAUCGGUGCAAGAAAUGAUGCGAAACGAAACAUCUUCGAUUCCAUUCCAAGCAUACCGCCAAGAAGGCAAGUUGAACAUUACGAUCAAGGCAGUCUCAGUAGCGCCUCGAAUCUUUCAAAUUGAUGGCUUUUUGUCGGAGCUUGAAGUCGACCACAUUAUCGAAUUGGCCAAUCGAAAGACACUGCGUCGCUCCACAACUGGAAGUGGAGCUGAUACACAAGUCAGUUCUGUCCGAACCUCCGAGACGACAUGGCUCCCACGACACCACAGUCCAGUCAUGGAUGCCGUUAUCAAGCGGGCUGCUGACGUUCUUAAGAUUGACGAGGCAUUAAUGCGCUUCCGUCAACCUGGCGAACAUCCGGACUUGCCCAGCCGUAUCCCGAUCAACGAAGACCUUCAAAUCGUCCAUUACAACCAGAAGGCUGAGUACACUACCCAUACAGACCAUGGUUACCCGGAUACCCGACCAAACGCACCAUCUCGAUCCAUUAACCUCUGUAUCUACUUGAACGAAGGUAUGAAGGGAGGUGAGACAGCAUUUCCGAGAUGGCGAAAUGCUGAUACUGACGACGCCAUCAAGGCAGUUCCACAAAAAGGCAAGGCCAUGAUCUUUUACAUGAAGAACCCUGAUGGCAACCUGGACGACUUGAGCCAACAUGCAGCCAUGCCAGUCAUUGAAGGCGAAAAGUGGUUUGCCAAUUUGUGGACUUGGGAUCCAUUCCGCGAGUAG
Molecule: messenger RNA, 1644 nt
Organism: Cylindrotheca closterium
Lineage: Eukaryota; Bacillariophyta; Bacillariophyceae; Bacillariales; Bacillariaceae
Source: the annotation of a GenBank genome assembly